This is a messenger RNA of Calypte anna (Anna's hummingbird), 5211 nucleotides long. It is a transcript of the gene AASS, whose product is annotated as aminoadipate-semialdehyde synthase. Bases 93 to 2879 code for a protein of 928 amino acids. Gene Ontology annotation, cellular component: cytoplasm. NCBI's taxonomy places the organism in Eukaryota, Metazoa, Chordata, Aves, Apodiformes, Trochilidae. Gene Ontology annotation, molecular function: saccharopine dehydrogenase activity. The record is from RefSeq and is a predicted model, not a curated record. The transcript has 24 exons.
GGAGGCCGAAGAGGCUGGACGACGGCCGGAGGAGGGAGCCAGGCUCAGCGGCCGUGCCUGCCCCGCCGCCCCGCUCACCCCGAGGCUUUACCAUGCUCCGAGCCUUUAGUCACACAAAUGGUAGGUGUGUGUUCCAUCAUGCUAAGUGUUGGCAUCAUCGUAAGUCUGUGCUGGCAAUCAGGAGAGAAGAUGUCAAUGCAUGGGAAAGAAGAGCACCUCUAGCACCAAAGCACAUUAAGGAAUUGACACAGAAGGGGUACAAGGUCUUGGUGCAGCCAUCAAACCGGAGAGCCAUCCACGAAAAGGAUUAUGUCAAAGCAGGUGGCAUUAUUCAAGAAGAUAUUUCUGAGGCUUCUUUGAUAGUAGGUGUGAAGAGACCUCCAGAGGACAAACUAAUCCCUAAAAAAAAUUAUGCCUUCUUCUCUCACACUAUUAAAGCCCAAGAGGCAAACAUGCCCCUUUUGGAUGAGAUUCUGAGACAGGAAAUUCGUCUGUUUGACUAUGAAAAAAUGGUUGAUCAUAAAGGAAUGCGAGUUGUUGCCUUUGGAAAGUGGGCUGGUGUAGCAGGAAUGAUCAACAUUCUACAUGGAUUGGGAUUACGGUUUUUAGCCCUGGGACAUCACACUCCUUUCAUGCACAUUGGGAUGGCACAUAACUACAGGAAUAGCAGUCAGGCUGUGCAGGCUGUACGAGAUGCUGGCUAUGAAAUUUCACUGGGAUUGAUGCCAAAGUCUGUUGGCCCCUUAACAUUUGUGUUUACAGGCACUGGUAAUGUUUCUAAGGGUGCUCAGGAAAUGUUCAAUGCCCUCCCCUGUGAGUUUGUGGAACCACAUGAGCUGAAGGAAGUUUCCAGAUCUGGAGACCUAAGAAAAGUCUAUGGGACAGUGUUAAGUCGUCACCAUCACCUCAUAAGGAAACGUGAUGGACUCUAUGAUCCAGCAGACUAUGACAAACAUCCAGAACUUUACACUUCUCGCUUUAACACUGAUAUUGCACCCUACACAACUUGUUUAAUUAAUGGCAUAUACUGGGAACAACACACUCCUCGCUUGUUAAGUCGGCAGGAUGCUCAGAAUCUGAUGGUGCCAGUUAGAUCUGCUACUGGUGCAACGGAGGGCUGUCCUGAGUUACCACAGAAACUUCUGGCAAUAUGUGACAUUUCAGCAGACACUGGAGGAUCUAUUGAAUUUAUGACAGAGUGUACAACAAUUGACAGUCCAUUUUGUAUGUAUGAUCCUGACCAGCAUAUUAUUCAUGACAGUGUUGAAGGCUCUGGGAUUCUGAUGUGUUCCAUCGACAAUCUGCCAGCACAGCUUCCUAUAGAAUCAACAGAGUACUUUGGUGACAUGCUUUUCCCAUAUAUUGAGGAGAUGCUGUUGUCAGAAGGCUCAGAACCUCUUGAAAAUCAGAAUUACUCACCUGUUGUUCGAGAUGCAGUGAUUGCAUCCAAUGGCUCACUGACACCUAAGUUUGAAUAUAUCCAGAAACUGAGGGAGAGCAGGGAACACGCUCAGUCACUGAAGAUGGGUAAUAAGAAGAGGGUUUUAUUGCUUGGAUCUGGCUAUGUUUCUGGCCCUGUACUUGAAUAUCUCACUAGAGAUUCCAACGUUGUCAUCACAGUUGCAUCUGUCGUGAAGGAACAGCUUGAACAACUGACGAAAAAAUACAGCAAUGUUGCUUCAAUUCAUAUGGAUGUUGUUAAGGAAGAGGAAAAGGUGUCCUCUUUGGUGAAGAAACACGACCUUGUGAUCAGUUUGCUGCCAUAUUCAGUACACCCUUUUGUUGCUAAGAAAUGUAUUGACAACAAAGUGAACUUGGUAACAGCCAGCUACUUAACACCAGCUAUGAAAGAGCUCCAGGAGAGUGUAGAAGCUGCUGGCAUUACAGUUAUCAGUGAAAUGGGUUUGGAUCCUGGUCUAGACCAUAUGUUGGCGAUGGAAUGUAUUGACAAGGCAAAAGAAGUUGGUGCCACGGUUGUAUCCUACACUUCUUUCUGCGGUGGCCUGCCAGCUCCAGAGCACUCUGACAAUCCUCUGAGAUACAAGUUCAGCUGGAGCCCACAAGGAGUGUUGCUGAAUACAGUUCAGUCUGCUACGUAUUUAAAAAACGGAGAGAUUGUCAAUAUUCCAGCUGGAGGAGCAUUACUUGAUUCUGUGACUUCGAUGGAUUUUUUCCCAGGAUUAAAUCUUGAAGGUUUUCCUAACAGAGACAGUACAAAAUAUGCUGAACCGUAUGGUAUUCAGACAGCUCACACUUUGUUGAGAGGCACCUUAAGAUACAAAGGAUACUCUAAAACUAUGGGAGGCUUUGUAAAACUAGGACUGAUUAACCCAGAUCCUUAUCCUUUGCUGAGCUCAACCACACCACUUCUGACCUGGAAAGAGCUUAUGUGCAAACUGGUUGGAAUUAAGUCACCUGCCAAGUACCAAGUUCUUAAAGAAGCUGUGUUUACCAAACUGGAAAAGAACAAAAGUCAGCUGGAGGCAGUGGAAUGGCUAGGCUUACUGGGAGAUGAACCAGUUCCAGCAGCCAAUUCCAUUGUAGGAGCUCUUGCAAAGCACAUGGAGAUGAAGCUGCCCUUUGGCACUGGCGAGAGAGAUAUGAUUGUUAUGAGAAAUGAAAUAGGUCUCAGGCAUCCUUCUGGUCAUUUGGAAGACAAAUCUAUUAAUCUGGUUGUCUAUGGUGACAACAAAGGAUAUUCUGCAAUGGCUAAAACAGUAGGAUACCCCACAGCUAUUGCUGCUAAGAUGGUUCUAGAUGGUGAAAUAGAUGCCAAAGGGAUGGUUAUACCAUUGACAAAGAAUGUUUAUGGACCAAUACUUGAACGUGUUCGGGCAGAAGGCAUUGUGUACAGUACUCACAGUGUUAUCAAACAGUAACUGCAAACAAUGGAUUGAAUCAGGUUUUAGCUUUGUUUGGUGUCCUCCCCUUUAAGAAUCUGAGUUUGGACCAGCUAAAGGCAUUUCACACACAAAUGAUGCCUUCUGCAAAACCAGUUAUUUGACUGUGCUGUAGAAACUGUAGAUACCCAGUUGCAUAAAUUGUGGUAUUUUCCUCUUAGAACUGUUACACUUUCACAUACAUGUUUCAGCAACAAUCAGAUCUUUCCUAAUAUCUUUCCUAAAAUAUCUUGGGAGAGGUUUUUUUUUUUGUUUUGUUUUUAUUAAUAGAAUUUAUCUUCUAAGUGUGUUAGUACUGAGACAAAUAUAAGCUGACAGAAGAUUUGAUUAGUGGAUUAUUUUUGGUGGAGAGGUCUGGUUAAUGAAUUCCAUUGAUUAAAUUUGAUUGUUCAUGUGGUAAAAAUAAAUUUUCAGAAUAACAGAGAUGAAAGUGAUACUUAAAUUUUAGGUCUUGUCCUUUUCCUUUGACAGUAUUUGUGAAUGUUUUCACAAUAACAAUAUGCAAGAAAUAGUUUAGGAAUUCUGCACUACCAGCAAAUAAGGUCCUGUCAAACCUUCAAAUGUUCAGUGGUUAAAUAAUUGAAAUCUAGAUAUUAGGAUUUUUUAAUACUUUUCUUAUGAAUGUAAACUUAAGUGGAGGAAAGAGGAAGUUUAAGACAGGCCUUCUCCCAUACCCUUUCCUGUUACAGAGUGGAAGCUGGUUGCAAUGUGUUGAAAUCCCUGCUGUUACUGUUGCCUUGUGCUGUGAAGAGAGCACAUUAACAUUUAGCUCUACAUCUAGAAAAGGUGUUCUGAAAUACCACACAGUUAAUGUGCUUGGCAGCCACUGAGUGACGUUUACUCUUUCCACUCACACCCUGUGCCUUGUCCAGGUUAAGUACUGUUACAAAGGGAAUAGACUGGGUAGUAUAAGCAGCUUUGAAAUGCAGUAGGCUUAGAGGUUUAAAUCACUACUUUUAAGUUAGCUUCUGUCCUUCUGCUAUCAUGUUUUUCAAGUGGCCAUUUGGGCACCUGUCCAUACUACUCAGUACAGUGCCACUUUAGACUGACUUAUUUGAUGCUAAGUGCUGUGCUGCACAGACAUGCCAGCCCAGCUCUAGAAGCAGUUUAGCCUCAUCAGCCAGAAAUGAACUUUAGCUUGAGUGCAGCUUCUCUCUGACAACACAGCAGUUGCCUCCUUCCAGUUCAGGGCUGCUUUGCUCAGGGAUUUCUACACCACAUUGCAAUGCAAGCCUGGCUUCACCCAUUAGGCCUGUGAGGUGUAAUGCUGUGGGCAGGUACAAUUUGCACUGGUACCUGUGCAGCUGCCUGGAGCUCCCCUUUUCUAAAGCUGAAUACUGAUGCUGGAAGCUGACUGCUUUCAGUUUUGCUCACAAGUGCACUUUGCUUAUUAAUGCACAGCCUUUUACCUCCUGAGAAGUAUAGUGCUGUUAUCAUGGUUCUGAGGGCCUGAGAUUCCAGGUGUUUCUCUUCCUGGCAGGACAAGCAGACAUAACAAUAGCUGAAGUUUUGAUAUCCAAGUUGUGCUACUCAGGAUUUGGAUUUUUUUUGGUGUAGGCAUAAUGAAGUAGCAUUCAACAACAAAUGAAGUAGCACCCUCAACAACGAGGGUGAAAUGAGCCAAAGGAAGAAGGAAGAAUAAAGGGACAAGUAUUAUUAUUGAGGAGGUUUUUUUAUGCUGAAUCACUGAAUGCUUUUGUGCUGUCAAAUUUGGGAUCUGUUACUGUGCCAUGCACGUUCUGAAUAUUGGAUGAAAUCCUGGCUCCACUAUGUUGCUUUUCUUACCACUGCCUUUACAGGCUGUUUAUCUGUUGUAUGGCUGGUACGUGCAGCUGGGGUAAGGAUGGAGCCUCCAUCGAAGGGUUAAAAUUAGACCUGUAUCUGCUGGUUCUUUCCAGUCCAGUGCUUGGUGAGACCAGGAUUUCACUCAAGAAUUCUUUGUUCCCUUAUUUAUCCCACAAGUACACAACCAUGGAGUUGUGACUCCUUAUAAGCAUUCACCUUGCUUGCUUUUCUGCCUAUGAAUUGCAAUUUUUUACAGGUAUAUUAUCUCUUUGGGGCACUAAGAGAAUGAGCACUACUGAAUGUAUUCUUCAAGAAACACUGCUACUAUUUUUUAAAUGUUUUAUAUCAGAAUGUAUUUCUGUUUCCCAGUGCAAUGCUGCUUUUUGGUUUCUAAGUUUAGACUGAAAUGAAUUUAUUGCUCAGCUCUUUGUAUGAUGAUUAGACUUCUUAAAUCUCUUGGCAUAUUACUGGAGAAAUAAUUGUAUCUUAUACACACUACUGCUUAAAAAAUAAAUCCAAAAUCCUA